Tupaia belangeri chinensis (Chinese tree shrew) is the source of this 6219-nucleotide messenger RNA. It is a transcript of the gene TMEM106B, whose product is annotated as transmembrane protein 106B. Gene Ontology annotation, cellular component: lysosomal membrane. Bases 2 to 829 code for a protein of 275 amino acids. Lineage: Eukaryota; Metazoa; Chordata; Mammalia; Scandentia; Tupaiidae. The record is from RefSeq and is a predicted model, not a curated record. Gene Ontology annotation, biological process: lysosome localization; dendrite morphogenesis; lysosome organization. The transcript has 7 exons.
CAUGGGAAAGUCUCUUUCUCAUUUGCCUUUGCAUUCGAAUAAAGAAGAUGCUUAUGAUGGAAUCACAUCAACUGAAAAUAUGAGAAAUGGAUUAGUUAAUAAUGAAGUCCAUAAUGAAGAUGGGAGAAAUGGAGAUGUUUCUCAGUUUCCAUAUGUGGAAUUUACAGGAAGAGAUAGCGUCACUUGCCCCACUUGUCAAGGAACAGGAAGAAUUCCCAGGGGGCAAGAAAACCAACUGGUGGCAUUGAUUCCAUAUAGUGACCAGAGAUUAAGGCCAAGGAGAACAAAGCUGUAUGUGAUGGCUUCUGUGUUUGUCUGUCUGCUCCUUUCUGGAUUGGCUGUAUUUUUCCUUUUCCCUCGCUCUAUCGAUGUGAAGUACAUUGGCGUAAAAUCAGCAUAUGUCAGUUAUGAUGUUCAAAAGCAUACAAUAUAUUUAAAUAUCACAAAUACACUAAAUAUAACGAACAAUAACUAUUACUCUGUUGAAGUCGAAAACAUCACUGCUCAAGUUCAGUUUUCAAAAACAGUUAUUGGAAAAGCUCGCCUAAACAACAUAACCAAUAUUGGUCCACUUGAUAUGAAACAAAUUGAUUACACAGUUCCUACUGUUAUAGCAGAGGAAAUGAGUUAUAUGUAUGACUUCUGUACAUUGAUAUCCAUCAAAGUGCAUAACAUAGUACUCAUGAUGCAAGUUACUGUGACAACAACAUACUUUGGCCACUCUGAACAGAUAUCCCAAGAGAGAUACCAGUAUGUCGACUGUGGAAGGAACACCACCUAUCAGUUGGGGCAGUCCGAAUAUCUCAAUGUACUUCAGCCACAACAGUAAAAACUAAAGUAGAUGCAUCUGGAGAAGAAACCUAUUGAUAUUUUUUGAACUCUUAAAAGAGGAACUGCUUCCAAAUAGGUGAUCUUAAAUUGAGCAAUCCUAAAGUUUGCACUACUGUUUUAAUAGUACAGUUAAAAGUAGGUGGACUUGCACUUAUUGCAGCUCUUUAACCCUGUGUUAAUGAUAUAUUUGUCCCAGGAUCUUUUAUUUGAAUAUAAACUUACUGACAUCCACCUCUCCCCAAAGGGAAAACAGACUUCCCAGUAGUAUAGUAAAUAAUUAUUUAACAGUCAUAGCUGUAAUCACUACUGAAAUCAUAAUUUUGGUGACAAACAUACUUUGAGAAACUUCAUUUCUGAAUGUUUUUAUAGGAAAUUAUUGAGAGCCUAUUAUUCAUGGAAGACUUUUCAAGAAUAACCUUUUUUUCUUUUUUAUAAAUUUCAUUGUUACAUUGUAUUGUUUCAACUAACAAUAUUUUAGCUUUUAGCUAAAUGUUUGUAGCUCAUUUGUUGAAAUUCUAUUCAUUUGCAUGUUUUUGAGUCUUAUUUCAAGCUAGUGAUUGCAUAACACUUACCAAAAUAAUCUUUGCAGAAUUCUGUACCUAAAAUUUGUAAAAGUCACUAAAUAAUGUGUUCCACAUGUCUUUCUAUAUUAUUAAUAGUGAUAGUUUCAUGAAAUUUUUAUGUGACAUUCAAACAUAGUCAUUUAAUGUAUAAUAUUGUAAAUAAACUGCAUGGCUUUUAUACAGCUUUAAUAAAUGUCAAAUAAAGUGGUACAGAUUCAAAAUCAAAGCAAGUUGCUCAUCUAAAUAAAAUAGGAAAAAAUUUCAGAAAUCUAUAGAAUGUGAAUAGGUUCCAAUUAUAUUUUGGAUCUGGCAUAAAAAAGAUUUAAAAUAAAAUAUGAUAUUCCACUUUUAUGUUGCUUUUCGUACUAAAGAAUGGUGUAGACACUUUUGACAUUAUUAUGUACUCAGUUGUUCAUAUUAGGAAUGUAUUAGAGAAGGAAGUUAUCUCAUUAAUAGCAGUUAUUCAGGAAAUCUUGCCAUUAAAUGAUGGUGGCUAUAUUAAAAUAAAAUCUGUAUUAAGGUUCUAAAAUUUCAUUGCUUUGCACAUGACAUAAAUAUGGUGCCUCUAGAAGGUACAUUUUUAAAGUUUUCUACUUUUUGUUUUAAUUUUACUUAGAAUAUUAGAUUGUCAGAAAAGUCACAAUGUAUUUUUCUAUGUAAAAAACGCAUCAUGACUUUACUGACAACCUAGUUUCCAAGUAUAAACGGUUGACUUCUUCACUUUGCUGUUCUAUAUUUUCAAUACUAUUUUUUAUUUGAUCUUUUUCAUUUUCACUUACCAUGUUCUGAGUUCCUUUUAAAUACAUACCACUAAACAUAGGAACUGAGUAUGAUACCAAAAAAGUAAGUGGGUUGAGGUUAAUUUCUUCUAUUCCUUAGUGACAGAAAUCAGGUUUCCCUUCCUUACCCUCAAGUGCCUAACUUAAGUCUGAAAUAGCUUCUUUACCAUUCUGACUCUCUCAACUAUAAAAUAAACUUUUUAAAAUUAUUUAAUUUUGCUUUUGAACCUUAACUUUCAUUUUUUCCUAAUUUUCCUGGGUGAACAUUAUAAAUGAUGAACUGUGCUUUUUUUCCCCCCUUGUUUUACCACUUAGCCUUUCCUUAAUCCAUUUCUGACUAAGCCACCCUUAUUGUUAAACCCAAACCACCCCCUUUGAAGUCAUUAUUGACUCUCUAAUCUAGCCCAGUUUUUUAUCUUGGUUUCUUUUCUAUUAAGUUUUCUGACUGCUCCCACUCUCCCUGUAACUGCACACUUCUCUUAACAUUGAUUAUGUUCAUGUUUUUCAAAUCAUCCUCAUUUCAUUUUUCAUCAUUCCCUCAUGUUGACAGGACCUGUUGUCUGUAUAUGACCUAUAUUUCCUUUUGCUUCAAAAUUUCUAAAAUACCAUGACUUCAAAAGUCACUAAUACCUUCAGUAGGAUUUUGAAGUCUGUUUUUCUAUACUUGAGCAGUCACUUAUCUAAUUGCACCUCUCGUGAUGAAAUAGAGAAAGGGUAUUUUAAUAACGACAUGUCACAUCAAGAAAUGGUAUUCUUUCUGUUUUGAUCCCAAUUCUGUUCUCUUACUUCAGAAUUGCUAUUUGUUUCUUCAAAAUCAUGUUUCAGCUAUGCCUCAUACAAAAAUCAAUCCUUAUUUAUCUUUUUGGUUUGUGUCUUUUAACUUUGAAAAAUUGCAUAGUGUAAAUUAAUCAGACUUUUCUGUUGUUUUGUAGAUCUUUUUACUUAAAAAUAAAUAAUAUUUCCUAGAUAGGCAAGGAGGUAGAGGAAAACAUUUGCUUUUAGUGACUUAAUUUUGAAUCUCUUUUCUUAACUUUUAAAUUAAGACCUUUUAUUAGAUCUAGUUUCAGUGAAGUUGGAGUCAGAAAAAAAAUAUAAAAAAGAAGCUAGUAGGAGAAAAGUAGAUUGCUUAUGACUACUUUCAGAGGAAGGUCAAUAUUGGGUUGUUGGGAAAGUCAUGAUACAAUUUUGCAUAGAAAAGCAGAAAAAUAUGUCAUGACUUUCCUGAUGAUAUAAUAAUUGCCAUAGUAAGCCUGCUUACAAAACAGGCUAUAUAUAUUGGUAAAACUACAAAAAAUUAAUUCAGGUGAAGCAGACAUAUAGCCAUAAAAAAAAAAAAAAAAAAAAGAAAUCUGGAAAGAAUGAAGGUAGCUUUUAGCUUUUCGUAGGUCAAAGUCCAGUGUGGUUGGUUUCCCACAUGAUUCAAUAGGCAUCGGUAAGUUUUUUUCAGCUGCUCUCAGACCUUGUCCAGAAGACAUGGUUAAAUUGUCACACCAUUUUUUUCCUUGACAUUUCAUCACUUUCUCUCAAAUUACACUCUGGUAGAUUGGUCAUUUUUACCAAAUCCAAUACUGUAACAAGCCUCUGUGUUGUUUUGUAUAUGGCCCUUUCACAGCUCUUUCAUUUGUUGUUCUUACCUAAGUUUGCACAGUCCUACCAGUCAGACAAAGGAGGGUGACAGGAUCUUCAAUCUUUAUGAGAGGGAAGAGAGGCAUGGAGAAGUUAAGGGACUUGCUACAGGUAAUACAUGCAGUAAAUAGUUGAGUUGAAGUUUGUCUCUCAUAACUGUGCUCUAUCAUUUAAAAUAUCCAUUGGAAAACCCUGCUGAUUCAAGUCUGUAUGCUUAAAAAUUAUAAGAAUUAUUCACAUAGUUGAUAAUCAAAACAAUACCAAUGAACUAAGAUUUGGGUAGCUGUAAGUAGAUAUUGAAAUACCUUUUAAAUGGAGAAUGAAUAUUUUACAGCAUAAUCUGUACUUCAUCUUAUGGUUGAUAUUUGGUACUCUGGCCCAACCUCUGUGGCACACUAGUAACACUAGGGCCCUGCAGUGCCGAAAGCAGUCGGGGAUUGCCACUUAGAUCUCAGGUGAGCCUGGAAAUACACCCAGGUGUGCAUGCAGAUACCCACAUCCUAAAGAGCUGGAGGACUGGGGAAGGAGACUUGUGGCAUGACGAGAUCCUGUCAAGAGUACUUUCUAGCUUGCCUCCUCAUGCACACAAAUGCUUUUACCAUCGUAAAAAGAAAAAAAUUACUGUGCUUUGAUCAUUCCAAUAAAUAAGACUGAUGUAUUGUCAAGAGUAAAUUAUUUAUCAGUAAGAGGCAGUGUGUUGAGAUUUGAAAUAAAAGCAGUAGAAAAACCUUAAAUACCAGGUAAAUUGCUUGAAAGUACUAAAUGAACAUCUUUACUACAGUAUAUAACAUUUCAAUGACUACUUUUAUUUGUGUGCAGUUUUUCUAUGCCUUUGCUUGUUUAGACCAAUGAGGUAAUUAUUUGCUCUUUAAAAACGAUCCUGACAAAGUUUCACUCAUCUCUGAUCUUCCGAUUUAUAGAUUGAAAAUGACCCAGUGUAUUGUUGAAAUAGGUAGGAAGUGACUGUCAGAACACAAAAGUAACAUAUUACGAGACUUGAAGCUUUAGCUUAGUGAGUCCUUUGUGGUUCUUAGCCUUACUGUCACAGUGUUGUUCUGGGUAUUAAAUUGGAGGACAUGUCCCCAGGUCUCUCCCACUCCCAUUUCAUUUGUUUCCUUUUUAAAAUUCUUGAAACAAACAGUUCUCUAUAUAAUGACUAUGUUAUUCAAGAAAAUAGUUUCAGUUAGGUACUUUUUAAAAGAUGUAAAUUUUUUUAAAGAUGUAAAUUUUUAAAUUUACAAAUAACCUAACAAUCUACUUAGAUAAGCAAUAUGAACUGAAUUCCGAGUUACUUGUUAAGCAGAGGUUAUGUACCAAAUGUCAUCAGGUAAUGAUUUUUAGCCUACAACAUCUGGAAAUAGCAACUACUUAGCUCAAGUACAUAUAAGAGAAAUUAGUUUUGUUUCUUCCUCUUUUGUAAAAUCAGAUUUUAAAUGAGAUGUUUAUCUUAAACUAUUUUAAGGAAAAAAAUACUAUGUUUAAGAUGGUGGGGUAAAAAAGACGGUUAAAUAUUAUUUCUUUAAAAAAUUAUUUUCACAUUGAAACAAUCUAUUUGUGAUGUGUUUUGAUCAAAAAUAUAUAUGUCCACAUCUCCUUAUUUCAAAGUAAAAAUUUUCACUUGUCAGCUGGAAUUUCUGAUUGGAACAUUUGUAUAUUUUGUGCUUAAAAUACAGAUUUCACAAUGGAACAUCAAAAUUUAUCCUUAGAUAAAACCAAGUGAAAUAAAGUCACUCUAGAGGUAAAAAUGGCAGUUUCCAUUUUUUGAAACUGAUUUGAUAUGUUUAUAGGUCUUUUUGCACAUGCUUAGCACAGGCUCUAAGUUGAAGAAGAGAGUAUGGUCUGUAUUUAACUCUAAAAAUGUUCCGUAACAUAUUUACCAAGUCUAUGGCAAGUUUUUCAUAGCUAAAUUUAACUCUUCUAGAAGGAAUUUCUUGCCUUCUGUUUAAUUACAUUAAUUGAAAUGUGUUUAAGAGAAAUGUUUUCAGCAUAUUUUGUAUACUAAAAAAGGAUUCGUAUUGGGCCAAUGGCCAAAAGGUAAUAUUACUACUGUGUAGACUGUUACAGUUCAAAUUAUUCCACUUCCCCCAGAGUUUUAGAAACUAGAAAUCUGGGAGAUGCUGUAUCAGCUGUUGUUGGGUGAUUUUAAGUGUUCUAAGUACUCUUCAUCUUCUACUGAUUGUGUGAGAUGGGACAAAUACCAAGUUUUAAGAAUGUGUUUAUGUAAUGGUUGGUUUUAGGCAUAAAAUAUCAACAAGCCAAGCCUUGUGUAUUUUGUCUUAUAUUUUCUUUUAGAACUAAAAUAUUUCUGAAAAUGAUUUGAAAUACUCAUUUGACCUUCUUGGUCAGAAACUUGAAUGGUAACAUUACUAGACGCUGACCCUUCCUUCUAAUUACAGAAUAAAGAAUAAUAUAAAAUGUGA